Molecule: messenger RNA, 3053 nt
Organism: Mollisia scopiformis
Lineage: Eukaryota; Fungi; Ascomycota; Leotiomycetes; Helotiales; Mollisiaceae
Exons: 4
Coding region: 280-2616 (778 amino acids)
Cellular component (GO): cytoplasm
Molecular function (GO): protein binding
Source: RefSeq, a predicted model, not a curated record
UCUCUCCUUCUAACCAACAUCAACACCACUUCGACAAACAUCGCAAACUGAAGUUCCCCUCUGCGUGAGCUGUCACGAAGCUCCUCGAGUAUCUUCGAGUUUGUCGAGGCCUCGAAGCCAACCUUCGACAUCCCCAUCGUGUUUCAUCGCUCGUAUCGCACGUUCACCUUCGAUUAACCCUACCCCACCUCGACGACAUCGAACUGCAUAUUUGGCUGGACCAACGCGCAACAUCAUCCGGCUUCUCGAGAAAUCACUUUCGAAGAGUAAAAGAUCAACAUGGCUACUCAAGCCAAGAUCACUCUUACUUGCCAGAACGGCAAUGUCACCCCCGCCGAGCGUACCCUCAUCCUUGAAUCCGGCUCUCCUAUUGCACCGAUCGGAAGAGCUUCCAAAAGCAUCAGCAAAGGAUUAUUCAGUUCUUAUGACAAUGCGUGGUUCGACAGCCCUGUCAUGUCUCGCGACCAUGCACAGCUCACAAUGAACUCGGAGGAUAAGACAAUCAACAUUCGAGACAUUGGCUCUAUGCACGGAACAUACGUGAACGGUGUUGAACUUGCACGUCAUGUGCCAUUAACUCUGAACAAUGGCGAUAUUGUCGUCUUUGGUGCUGAGGUCAGACGUGGACCCGAGACUUUCCCUGCAUGCAGCUUUCGCAUCGCUAUCGAGUUUUCUGACAGAAUGACUACCAACACCUUCUCUGUCCCCGAAUCUUCCGACAUCGAAGACGCUGAUGACGAUGCAGAGGACGAUGAAGUUAGUGAGGAUGACCAUGCUCGUAGACAACAGCAAUCCAGUAGUGAUGGUUGUUCUAUCGAGCCUGCGUCUCCACAAGCUCAGAAAAUCAACAAUGCUAUUGAUCUGACUCGAGACUCUCCUGAGCCUACAUCCAACAGAAUCGACCUCACAGGAGAAACACCAUCGGAGAAAAACACAGUCGCACAGUCGGCGGCUCGUGCAACUGAUACUAAUGGACGUGUCAAUCUUGUUGGCAUUGGUAUGUACACUGGAUUUGCACCUAUCCUUGUCGAGAGUGAGGAUGAGCAAUUCGAAACUGGAUUCACCGAAUCUGCAGAGCAUUCCGAAGACGGCUCUAGUGAUUCCGACGGCUCGGAGGACUCCAACAUCUGUAUUGACGAGGAAGUUUACAAUUCGUCUGGCGAUUCAGAAGCCGAGUCGGAAGACAUCGUGAUGGAUGGGCAAAAUGACAUGGAAAGUGUACAUGGCUUCUCCGAUAUGGACGAAGAUGAGGACAUUAGUAUUGGCAAUUUCGCACGCCGCCAUACUCGACCUGCACAUGACAACCCUACCAUCUUGUUGUCAGAUAUCCGAACUCGAACUCAAUUUCCCGAGAGUGUUGCGGAUGAUGAAGAUGAGGACAACGAAAGCGAGUUCGGCCUUUCCGAAGCAGGUGAGGCAGGCCUCAGAGCUCUGAUCGAUGGUGGUCUCCUGAAUGCCCCCACCAACGCUGUAUCCGAGCAUGACCACGAAUCUGAAUCCGAAAAGGAGUCUGAAAAUGAGUCCGAGGACGAGGAAGAGCCUGCACCCCAACCCGAGCCUGAGACUAGGGCAGAAGUGGUUGUCAUACCUUCUGUGAAGGAAAGCGUGCGAGUUCACGCGCCCAUAUCAACUCCUGAGAGCCUUCCUCCUUUGCAGUUCGCCCGUGAGCAUCGAUACAGAACUCUGCAGAAUUUUACUGGGGACAAGCUCGGUAUCUCAUAUCCCAGCAUUCGACAACCUAGUCCAUCAGAUGCUGCUAUGGUAAAGAGCGCCGCUCCUCCACAACAAAGCAAACCACUGUCAGGCGUUUGCGAAAUCGGAACUUUUGCCCAAAUGUUGGGAGACAAAACGGGGAAGGUUGCCUUUUUCGAAGCCCGAGAGAUCAACAAGGCGAAGUUUAAUGACGAAACAAAGCCAGUCAGGAGUGGUUUUGCGUCCUUCAAGAUAUCGCGGAACUCAGGAUUCGGCCAAUCGUCAUCUCUAGCUCCCUCCUUGCCCUCCGAGACUCCUUCUAUUCGUCAUACGGGCUUUAAAUGCGGCACCAACUUGAGCAGAACUUUUGAAGUCGGUCCCAAUGCAGAACCUGCUUUCCCAAUACGAGAGCCUUGCUCAUUCCUAGAUGAGCCUGACAAAUUUGCAAUUCCUGCUCGCACACCUAGCCCGCAGCUCGACAUGACAAGUGCGUACAACUUCCAUCUUAGCAAGGCUGCUACGACGACCCCUUCACCCUUAAAUACCAAUCCUCGUGGUAUCAAAAUUAACGACAUCAUAGAUACAUCGGCAACACCUCAACGCUCUUAUAGACUCAAGCGCAAAGCUGAUGAUAUAUCUGAUGUUACCGACGAGGAAAUUAGAAUUUGGGCCAGAGCUUCUUCCGGAUCGAGCGUCACAAAGAUCAAGCUUGACAGCAUCGUCAAGGAAACUCCUCUAAUCGACGAGGCAGCCAAUGGUGUGCCACCUCUUGCACCUAUUGCAACUCAUGUUGUUUCUGAGCCGCGGCCAGCCAAGAGGAUGAAGAAGUUUCUUGAGAAUGUUGGUUACGCCGCUCUUGGUGGAGUCGCUGUAGGAGCGGGUCUGUUCACGGUUCUCGUUGCAACAGCACCGGACUUCCUGUGAUCCCCGAUAUGAUGCCUCAGCUGUUGUCCACCUGGCGCAAUUACUUCUUUCGUUUCGGGACUUCAUCGGAAUACAUGUUACGGUUAUGGUUGAGGAAUCGGAGGUCGUUAUGGGGAUCGGCGUUUAGGACUAAGGUACUUUGUCAGGCUGGUCAUCAUUUUUCUCUUCUUGCAUUUCGGCGCUUUCAAAGAAUGGCGCUAGGGCUAACUGUGUAACUUGGUUGAACGGCCCUGAUCUCUGCUGGCUUCCAUAGGCUUUUAGUCGCAGCAAUAAAUACUUUCCUAGAUUGUGUCAGUGGUCCCCUGUCUCAAAAUCGUACGAUCAAAGUAAUGGAGACAACCUUGCUGCAACACUGAUGUAGCAAUCCUCUAGGCUUGCCUAACAAAUGUAUGGCGGCAGCCCAUCUCCUGCAAGGCGGACUGGGGGCAACAGCUGAG